AUGGAGCAUGAGUUGUGCCACGAGAGAGUUGACCAGCCGAUAUGGGCAUAUCGGAAAGCUCUGCUGGAGUCGAUACAGGAGAACCAAGUCACCUUUGUGAGAUUAUGAUUUCAUCUAAGCGUCUCGUGCUCGUGCACUCGUGAUCAAUGAUGAGUAAGAAUCUAGUAACCAGCGCUAUUUUUACAACUAUCCAGUCGCUAGUAAGUCGCUAGUAAUCCAGUCGCUACUCGCUAGUAACCAGCGCUAUUACAACUAUUUCCAUCUGAGAAUUUGCUCAAUAAAUCUGAUUAAUCCUCGAUGUCUCCUCACUAUGAUUCCACCUCUUUCUAGAAACAAGUCUAUUGUUGUAGCUUUUCUUCAUACGCAGGAUUGCCAGGGACUGGAAAAUCUACGCAAAUUGGCCAACUGUUAGUAGAUGCGAAUCCCGACUACGUGCGAGCAGUAUUAGCAACCCGGACGGCAUCGACCGCACGCAACCUUGCGAGACGGGUUACUGCUGAGCGAGGUGUAAGAGGGUCCUCGUCAAAGGAUGAAGAUGAUGGACCAAGAGGACCUGGCUCAAGUGAUAAUCAUGUGGUUGUAAGGUUCGUCGAGACUCUGGGUGAUGUCUUUCAUCUUUGUAGAAGAGGACGUCGCUGUACUAAUGCUUCAAUUGGUGUUGACGUGGACGUCGAAGACAAGUGCGACCAAGCAGAACGCCCUCCGACGUGGU
Messenger RNA from Amoebophrya sp. A25, 712 nucleotides. Lineage: Eukaryota; Dinophyceae; Syndiniales; Amoebophryaceae. The record is from the annotation of a GenBank genome assembly.